Molecule: messenger RNA, 1209 nt
Organism: Australozyma saopauloensis
Lineage: Eukaryota; Fungi; Ascomycota; Pichiomycetes; Serinales; Metschnikowiaceae
Exons: 1
Coding region: 1-1209 (402 amino acids)
Source: RefSeq, a predicted model, not a curated record
AUGAACCGUGCAGCGCUACUUUCCUUUGGUCCCUCGAAAAGACCGUUUCUCGAUCGCGUGGCGGCGUCUCCCACCCUAAAUAGUCUUUGGCAAAACCAAAGCUGCGAGAAUCACCAGAUAAACUGCGCAGAAACCCUUCCUUUACCAAUCCGGACAAAGAAACAAAUUCGGGCCGAUGUGGCUGAGGCAAACAAGGGCUCAUUUUCAGCAUCUAUCACUGCAAAGCUGGCCAUUGCCUACGGAAAGGAACUAGCUGGAUUUUACAAGCAUGGCGUAAUGACAGUGUGGCGGAACCAGAUGCGAGUGCGUCAGCUCAGAAGAAAAGACUAUAAAUUGGGAGGCUAUUUGGAUAGAAAGGGCGUGGAGACGGAAAUAGCGGUCCCUUCCUUUCCAGAACUAACCAAAGCUAUGGCACAACUGGUGUACAUACGGGCGAUGGAGAACAAAGCAUACGCAGACUCAAAGGCUGGCGAAUUGGUGCGUAGAGAUCUGGCACUGACGGCCCCUCUGCUGGUUCUCUAUACCAUGACUCGGGCAGAGUACCAGCUUCUUCGAAGAACACCAGCGGACUUUGUGCGGCUUCCGCUUUUUGCAGUGAUUGCCACCAUUUUCAUGGAGCUGACACCAAUCUUCUGCUAUGCGUUUCCUGAAGUGACCCCGCUGACAUGCAUUCUUCCGUCUCUUUUGCCUAAGAUCUGGAGACCGCAAGCACGCCAGUCAUUGAAGAAAGCCGUCACUGAGUCCAUCAAAAGGGAUUCUGUGGAUGACUUCGCCAUGCGUACCGCAUACAAUCUUCCCUCCAAAGUGCUCCAAGCAUUGGCGCUGUGUCUCCGGUUGAAAACAAAGUACAUUCCCUCCGCGUUGUUCCCAGACUCGGUGUUGCGUAAUCGACUUCAGGCACACUUCUUGUACUUGUUGGUUGACAAUUACUAUUUGAGCGGGCUCAACGGCAAUGGCAACAUCUGGGACUUGACACCUCAAGAGCUUCUUCUAGCCUGUUUGGAGAGAAACUUGGUCGAAGACACCAAAGAAGCGGCUAGGAUAUUCGGCAAUGGAACCCCAGAGGAGUUGAGCAAAUUCAUGGAUGUUAUGCGGCUCGAUCUUUUGUUGUUCAUCGCCAAUUUUGAGCUGUGCAAUGUCGGAUACUUGGCAGUGAAGAGUAUGCUUCCCGAGACGGAGACCGAGGCAGUGCUCGAAUGGAGACGCUAG